AUGCACCAACCACCGGGGUUUGUGGACCAUCAUGCUUCUCAUCCUGUGUGCCGACUUCGUAAGUCCCUAUACAGCCUCAAACAAGCCCCACGGCCUUGGUAUCAUCGCUUUGCAACAUUUAUUAUUGCCAAUGGGUUCCGCAACAGUGUUUGUGAUAACUUCUUGUUCAUAUAUCGACACGGUAUACAUACUGCAUAUCUACUUUUAUAUGUUGAUGGUAUUGUCCUUACAGCAUCUGAUCCUGGCUUCUUAACGUCUAUUAUUGCCACAUUAUCCCGGGAAUUUGCUAUGACCGAUCUCGGGRCACUACACCAUUUUUUGGGUAUCACGGUUACCCGUACCUCUCAAGGGUUAUUUUUGUCACAAGCCCAGUAUGCAUGCGAUAACUUGAAACGGGCAGCCAUGAGUACAUGUAAUCCUACCACUACACCAGUUGAUACUGCACGCAAGCUCAGUGCCAUGGAYGACGCUCUUCUAGCCKAUGGCACUCUCUAUAGACAACUGGCAAGAGCCCUGCAAUAUCUCACCUUCACACGACCGUAUAUCACCUAUGUUGUUCAACAAGUGUGCCUUUUUAUGCAUGCUUUGCGGGAACCACACUUUAAUUUCAUGAAACACAUUCUUUGGUACAUAAAGGGCACUCUUGACUUUGGCAUACGUAUAACCAUCUCUCUCCGGCAUACUCUCACAGCGUACACUGAUGCCGACUGGGGAGGUUGCCUUGAUUCGCGUCGUUCUACUUCCGGAUAUUGUGUCUUUCUUGGCGAUAAUUUGGUGUCAUGGUCUUCAAAGAAGCAACCCACCAUUUCACGAUCUAGUGUUGAAGCCGAAUAUAGAAGGGUUGCUAAUGCRGUUGCUGAAUCAUGUUGGAUUCAUGUUUCGAUUCGACGGUCUACUUUGAUAUAUUGUGAUAACAUCUCAGCAGUGUACUUAUCCGGAAAUCCAGUCCAACAUCAGUGGACCAAACAUGUCGAAAUGGAUAUCCACUUUGUUCAUGAAAAGGUUCGAGUCGGUGACAUUCACRUACUUCAUGUUCCUUCUGCAUACCAAUACGCUAACAUCUUCACGAAAGGCUUACCACAUCAAUUAUUUGAAACUUUUCGAUCCAGUUUAAGUGUGUGCCCUGCUCCUGCUUCAACUGUGGGGGACUAUUAG
Messenger RNA from Cynara cardunculus var. scolymus (artichoke), 1155 nucleotides. RefSeq lists its product as uncharacterized. NCBI's taxonomy places the organism in Eukaryota, Viridiplantae, Streptophyta, Magnoliopsida, Asterales, Asteraceae. The record is from RefSeq and is a predicted model, not a curated record. The transcript has a single exon. The coding region runs from base 1 to 1155 and encodes 384 amino acids.